Molecule: messenger RNA, 2385 nt
Organism: Rhopalosiphum maidis (corn leaf aphid)
Lineage: Eukaryota; Metazoa; Arthropoda; Insecta; Hemiptera; Aphididae
Product: GTP-binding protein Di-Ras2
Exons: 3
Coding region: 1003-1596 (197 amino acids)
Biological process (GO): signal transduction
Cellular component (GO): plasma membrane
Molecular function (GO): GDP binding; GTPase activity; GTP binding
Source: RefSeq, a predicted model, not a curated record
UCGGCAACCCCCGAACUAGGACGACGACGACCGCCGCCGCCGCCGCGUCGCGCUCCUACCGUCGUGUGCUCGCUACUAUUACUAUUAUCAUUAUUAUUAUUAUUAUUACUACCGCCGUUGCAGUUAUAAUAUUAUUACGGUUUAUUUAUUUCAAAAUAUAUCGCUCGAGAGUUCGACCACCAAACACGCGUAGUCCGAUAACGUGUUGUGUUUGAGUUGAUGCGACACGUCGGAUGACAUACGUAUACGGUACAAGUGCGCCGACUGAUGCUGAGAGGGGACGGCGAACCGUCGGCCGUAUAGUGCACGUACUGUACAGUCACACCUAAUAGUGUACAGUACUACAGCGGAUCGUGUGAUAAUUUGUCGUUUGCACGAGCGCACGCCAUCUCGUCAUUCGGCGUCGGGGCGACGGAGGAAACAUAAAUAAUAUUAUAACAACAAUAAUUAUACAUCGCCGUCGUCGCCGUGGUAAUAUCGUACGCGGCCGCCGGCGUUCGAUCCGCGCGCGCCCAGUCCGCGCGCCCGUCCUCGUCGCGCAGUCACAUCCGUCACCGGCGCGUGCACCGUACUCGUCGCGCGUCCGUCCGUCCAUCGUCUCGCCGCGCGCCGACCAUAGCUAUUGCGUUCGGGGUUAUGGACGUGGCGGCGUUGGCCGCGGCGACCGAGACGACGACUGAUACGACCGAUUCCGCGGCCACCGCGGCAGCUGCUGCUACGGCGGACGUCGGCAUCACGACGAGACCGACGACGAAGGUGACGUUGACGGCGGCAGCGGCGACGACGACGACGAAUACGACGAAUACGACGACGACGACGACGACGAUAGCGGACACGGAGAACAUCUGUGAUUAUAGCGAUACGGCCGCGGUGCGCCCGCCCAAGGUUCGCGUCCGAUCGUCGUCUUAAGAGGACGCGAGUGGGGCCGCAGAGCCCGAGACGUGUGAUCGCAGGCCCAGCACGUAUAAUAGCCUGCUGCAGUAGCCGUGACACGACGCCGUAAUGCCGGAACAGAGCAACGAUUACCGAGUGGUGGUUUUCGGGGCGGGCGGCGUGGGAAAAAGCUCGCUGGUGCUCCGGUUUGUCAAGGGCACGUUCCGCGAAUCGUACAUACCGACCAUCGAGGACACAUACCGACAGGUGAUCAGCUGCAACAAGAACAUUUGCACGCUACAGAUCACCGACACGACGGGGUCGCAUCAGUUCCCCGCCAUGCAGCGGUUGUCCAUGUCCAAGGGCCACGCGUUCAUAUUGGUGUACUCGUGCACGUCCAGGCAGUCGCUCGAGGAACUCCGGCCGAUAUGGCAGGUAAUCAAAGAGACGAAAGGUGCAUCGGAGCUACCAUCAAUACCAAUUAUGUUGGUUGGCAAUAAAUGUGAUGAGAAUGACACUCGAGAGGUUUCAGCUGAAGAAGGUGACGCUGAGGCUAGACGGUGGGGCUGUCAUUUCAUGGAGACAUCAGCCAAGACCAACCAUAAUGUCAAGGAGCUGUUUCAGGAGCUUCUCAAUCUGGAGAAGAAUAGAAACAUAUCUCUACAGCCUGAAAAAAAGUCCAUGCGUGGCCGUAAGAUACGGGAGAAGUGUGCGCUCAUGUAGUAGUAUAUUAUUUACUACCAAGACACGCUCAUCGGACAUGGGGAUAUAGUUUUACAUAUGUGUUGUUUAUAUUUUAUAAAAUAACUUUCAUUUUGUUAAGUCACAGUUAAUUGAGAAUUAAUAUAAAAUGUCACAGUAAAAAUUAAAUUAAAAUUUUUUAUUAGCGAGACUGAUAAGCGGCUGACAACACCAAUUUAUUUAGAUAAGUACUUUAGAGCGAUGUUACAACACAAUAACGCCAUGGACUUUAUUGGGGGUGCAAAUAUAAAUGAAUUUCUGUUGUGUAUGUCAUAGACAUUAUAGCUAGCAAAGAUAUAGCACUUAGUAUUUAUUUUGUAUAUAUUAUCCAUAAUAAUUACUAUAUCAGUCUGACAGGGAAUAUGAGUAUGGUGAAUACUUUUGUGAAAUCAAUUUUCACUGUACUAUAAAUUAAAUUUGAGUAAUUAUGUAUGCAGUUUAUAUGUUUGAUUUAUGUAGUUAUUACCCGAGAGAAACAGAAUCCAACCCUAGAUUUUUAAUUUUUAAUGUACAUCAUUUAUAUGUAAUGUUCAGCGUACAGAAUAUAAACUUUAUUUCUUUUUUUUUUCAUAAUUAAAUAUUAAUUAUUGUAACGAGUGUUAUAUACAGUUGUAGUGUAACAAAUUUUCCUGUAUAUAAUGCUCAUAAAGUACCAUAAAAAUAUUAACUAUUUUUAUUUUUUAAUAUUUCUAGACGAGUAAUAAUGCUUUUCUUUAUAAAGAUGAGAAUUAUAUAUUGUAUGUUGCACCUUGUACAUAAUAUUUUAAUAAA